Molecule: messenger RNA, 9656 nt
Organism: Prinia subflava (tawny-flanked prinia)
Lineage: Eukaryota; Metazoa; Chordata; Aves; Passeriformes; Cisticolidae
Product: interferon-induced very large GTPase 1-like
Exons: 3
Coding region: 314-7612 (2432 amino acids)
Molecular function (GO): GTP binding
Source: RefSeq, a predicted model, not a curated record
GAAUUACUUCGCUGCCCCUAUUAAAGGGGAAACCGCACCCACCAGAGAGUCAGGGCUACAUAAAGAGGGGCUGUGCUGGGCUUCUCCCAUCCCAGGAGCUGCGGGACACCAAGGAAGAAGCAUUUUGGGCCUUUCCUUCCUGGUGCUCUUCCUCCUGAGUUCUUGAGGUGUUUCCCAUCUUCUUCUCCACAUCCUGCUGUGUGCCCCAGGCCUGCCACUGCCGCUGUGCUGUGUCCCCUGAGCUGGGGCCCUCGGCUGCCGGUGUCUGCUGGAAAUCCAAGGCUGGGAGCAACAGGAGCAUCUGCUGUCAGACAUGGCUUUGCAGCAGGACACACAAGAGGGGGAUACAAAGGCACAGCUCCUGGCAGAGGAAUUAGAGAAGGAAGGACUGGAUGCUGCAUACUGGCUGCCCAAGGUGAUGCAGAUCGUGGGAAUCAAGUGCAGAGAAGCCCUGCAACAUCUGGAAUAUAAAGACUACAUCAGGCUGGAGUGUGAGGUACAGCACCCCUGGGAGAAAAAGGCACUCCAGAAACUCAUGAAAAUAACAAAUGACAAAAUGUGUGAGGAGCUGCAAAAGAAAAACUCGGAGAAGACAAAGCAAAGACAAGAAGUGGCCAAACAAGCCCUGAAUGAUCUGACAGAAAUGCUCAACAGCCACAGUCACAGCCAGGAUGCUGUGAGGGAGAAAGCAGAGACUCUGUGGCAAGCCAUGGAGAUUCCCAAAGAGUUCUGGCCACCACCAAAGAAACCCUUGGCAGAUAUGCUGGAGAGCAUCCAGAAGCAGCUGGAGCAGCAGGAGUUGUCAGCAGUCACGAUGGAGAGCAUCCCUGACACAGAGCUGCUGCAGCGGGCAUCGGGGGGACUGGCCCUGCAGGGCAUCUACAGAAGCAGCAGACCUGAAGAUGUGCUGGCAAAGCGAGAGCAGCUCCUCAGGGUUCCUGAGGGAUUCCAGCUCACCGGUCUGGAGCAGGGAUCGCUGCUUGAGAGGAAGGAGUUCUCCUCCUCUGCAGCAGAAUCCACUUUCACCAAGUCCAUGGAGCAGCUGGGCUUCAGUGUGAGUGUUUCUGCCAAAGCCUCAUUCUGGUGUGUUCAUCUGGGAGCAGGUGUAGACUACAGCAGCUCCUCACAAUCACAGGACACCCACCAAUCCUGCUCUGAGCAGAGCUAUUUUUGCACCAGCAUGUACCAGUACAUCCCUCUGGCCUCCUGCUACUUCCAAAGGCAUCAGCUUCGCCUCUCGGAUGCGGCUCUGCAGGAGCUGCAAGACAUGGAGCAGCUUUUGAGCGUCACUCAGGAAGACAAGGCCCCUCUGCUGAAUAGGUGUGAGAGGUUCUUCAGCAGGUUUGGGUCCCACAUAAACGAGGGUCCGCUCCACUUUGGGGGAAUAUUCUGGUGGAAGGCGUCGACAGAAGGAUUCCGAGCCGAGCACAGGGAAGAGAUGAAGCAACAAACGUCUGAAGCACUGAACGUUUUUGUAGGGGCCAGCUGGGGUGGCUUUGGGGUCAGUGCUGGGGCUGACCUGGAUGUUUCUAAAUCCAGCUCACAGGCUUCUGUCCUGGGGAGAGCUGGAGAGAGUUCCCAUACAGCAAUUCGGCUCAACGUGGUAAACACAGGGGGCCCACCAGACUCAGCUUCUUUUCAUCAGUGGAAAAUGGGGCUCAUGUCAGAUAACAGAACGUGGUGCCUUAUUGACCGUGGCUUUGAGCUGAUCCCAGUGUGGGAUGUCAUCCUGUACAAUCACAGUGGGGAUUUUAAGUCUGUCGGUCAGAUGAGCAGAGCACUCAGGGCUGCAUACAAAGAGCUGACCUGUCAGUGCAUUGGCACCAUUUUUGGGAAGGAAAUAGAAAGUGCAGUGCAAGAGGCCAGAGAUUUCCUGGGGAUUGUGAAGACCUGGGAGGUGACGGUGGAUGAAAGGAAGCUGCUCAUGCUGAUGGAGGUAAAAGAUGAUCUGAAUGCAAAAACCAGGAACCCCAGUGUGUGGAUCAACGUGUGCCUGUCAGACAAAGCCCUGCAGGACUUCCUGGUGAACACCGUGCGGAGCUGCCAGGAGUCACCUCCAGAAAACAACAGCUGUAUCAAGGUCAUGUUGAGAAGCCUCCUGGAUCCUCAUAUCUACUCUGUCAAGGACUUCCCCGAGGCUUCCUUCAUUAUGCAAUGGAUCUUCCAGACUGGGCACCCACUUCCCAGAUCUCCCAAAGUCUCAGAGCUUGGAGAGCUCAUCAAAACCCUGCAGCAAAUGAAGGAGCACAUCCAUGCUGUCACCUACGCACCAGGAAGCUCUGCUUCUGCCAUUCAUGAAGCAAAGAUAGAAGCCACCAUGACCAGCAGCCUCACCAUUUAUUCCUUACUCCAGUCUCUCCAGGAACAGGGUCAGAAGGAGAUGGAACUGUUGGUGCUCUUGAUUGCAACCAGCACAGGGUACCAGGUGGAAAGCAGCACUUUCCAGCACCUCCUUGGACACCCAGAAAUUCAGUACAUGGCCAAGGAAAUGGAAGCGGCACAUGAGGAGUACGUGAACCUGAAGGAGCAAGAUGCCAACAGAGCUGAGGCCUCCCUUCUGCUGACGGGUCUGACUGUGACACCAGAAAGUCAAGAGCUGUCCCCUGAGCAGAAGAGGGAGCGUUUAGUUUUCAUGGAAGAUCACAUGAAGUGUUCGUGGUCCACACGGAUAAAGAAUCUGCUUCAAAAGCACAGAGGAGACGAAGACUGGGAGAAGCUGGAACAUAACUUGCAUUCCUUGAUCAGUGGGUGUUUGAAUGACAAAUGGGAUGAAGAGAGGAUGCAGAACAUACUCAGAGACAUGGAAGACACUUUUCCAACACCUGAGCUGCCCAGUCAGUCCCAAUCAAAGUUAGAUAGUAGCCAGUCAAAUGCAAAUGAAACCACUGAAAAGAAGGAGUUCCUCCAGUUGCUCAAGCGCCUGGGACUAGAAAGUCGCUAUCCAAGAAAAAUGGGGAUGGGAGAUUUCCACACCAUCUGCAAGACAUCUCUGCAGGACAGCCAGCCCAUCCAGGACACAGAACUGCCGUUAUACUUCUUGCAAAAGUUGUUAACCCUCGAUUAUGGGUUGAGGUACCUGACUUGCUGGGAUGAGAACAGCCCAGGCCUUGCACCCAUGUCAGAAACUGCAGAGCAAAAGGAUGAGCCAUCAGACUUCUUUGAAAACUUUCUUGAUAAUCUGAAGGAAGCAGCCACUGAACUUGGAGGCACGGAUGGCCAUGUGCACCCCAUGGACCUGCAGAUGGCCAUUUUCCAUUGUGCUGAUGACUUCCUGAGACAGACCCUUGCAACCAAGUUGGCGUUCUGCCAACUGGCCCUGCCUCUGCUGGUGCCCAACCCGUGCACUUCACACAUUGAGUUCCCGCUCUACGCCCUCAGCCAAAUCCAAAGGAGCUGGAAAGAGGUGCAGAAGUCAGGAAAGCAGGCCGGAGGAAAAACUUAUAACAACAUACUCAUCGUUCAGGCACAGACACCCAUCGUGUCCUUCUUCCGCAUUGGCAGCUCGGCCUCCUCUUCCAAGUCUCAGCUCCUGAACGCUCUGCUGAGCAGACGCAAACACGACACUUUCUUCCACCGCCACUGCAGAGGCAGCACCAGGGAGCGUUUGCUGAUGGAAGGGGUGGUGGAGAUCGCCUGGUACUGCCCCCGUGGAAGCCCUGAUGACACCUUUGAGUGCUGCGUGGCUUUCUGUAACCUGCAUGGAGACGCCAGGGAUCACGGAGCACAGCUGCAGUUCCUGCAGGAGAUAUCUUCUGUCAAUGUGGCUCUUGUGUCCAAUUUAGAACACAUUGACAGUAGGGGGAAAAAGCUUCUGCAAGACCUGUGGCAAUCACAAAGGCCUUUGGUUUGUCUUCUCACAGAAAAAGAGAACAUUGCAGCUGGACAAGCCAGUAAAAAUACAACAAUAGGGAUCAAGAAUAGAAAUGAAGCAGAAUUGAUGGAACAGCUGACCAAGACAAUUGGGAAUCUCCUGAAAGGGUCUAAUACACGUUUCAGCCUGGAUGCCUGCAUGGACAAAGCUCGCCAGCAUGGAUUCGUAGUGGAUGCAGAUCAACCGGCGUGUGUGACAGCCAAAGCAAAGGCAAAGGAGCUGGUGGACCUUCUGAAGAAAGAGAAGCUGUCUGAGAUCAAAUCCCAGCUGCUGCCGCUUCAAGGAAAACUGUGGUACCAGUGGUGCAAAAAGGACAAAGAACUCACUCGCUUGCAGGAGAAGAGGAACAAGAGCAUUGAGCACCAUCGCAGCCAAAUUGAAAACGAGAAGGCAGAACUAAGAAGAAAGCAACUUGAGCAAGCUUUCCCCCUCAACUCACUGAUGAAAUCAUUCCUUGUUUUUCUCCAAACCCAGCCAGCAGAUACCAAGAAAUAUUUCCUGCAGUGGAUGAAGGUCUUUAUGAGUGACCUGUCCUGCGGUCGAGUUGAAGAACUGAGGAGAGACUAUCACAGCUUGUGGUCUGAAAUCCUGGCAAGAAAGAAAAGCCAGGAAAAAACCAGUAAAAAUGCUCAGCUGCUGAGUCGCUUGGAUGCCCUCUCUGAUGAAAUCAAUGAUUCAUCCAUCAGCCUGGAGCACCUUCUGAGAGAGGUAGGGCAGAUUUAUGAAGCUCUGGAAUUAAUGAAGACAAAGAAUUACAGUUUUGUCAAACUGCCAGAAAUUGCAGCAGAGCUCAUGGUUAUGGGAUAUCCUGUGGAGCUGAUGGAUGGGGAUGCUUCUUACCUGCCCUUGCGCUGGGUGGGAGCAAUCUUUGACAGCUUAAUUGAGAGGCUGGGGGACAAACGAGUGUUUGUGCUCUCUGUGCUCGGCAUCCAGAGCACGGGCAAGUCCACCCUGCUGAAUGCCAUGUUUGGUCUGCAGUUCAACGUCAGCGCGGGGAGAUGCACCCGUGGAGCCUUUAUGCAGCUCAUCCCAGUGGGCGAGGAGCUGCAGCAAGACCUGGGCUUUGAUUUUGUGCUGGUGGUUGACACAGAGGGACUUCGUGCAAUUGAGGUGGCCAAUAAACAGUCCCUGAACCAUGACAACGAGCUGGCCACCUUUGUCAUUGGUGUUGGCAACUUGACUGUGAUCAAUAUCUUUGGAGAAAAUCCAUCUGAAAUGCAAGAUGUUCUCCAGAUCUCUGUGCAGGCUUUCCUGAGGAUGAAGAAAGUCAAUCUUUCCCCAAGCUGUCUCUUUGUCCACCAAAACGUGGGAGAAAUUACUGCCAAGGAGAAGAACAUGGAAGGACGAAGGCGUUUGCAGGAAAAGCUGGAUGAAAUGACCGUGGUAGCUGCUCAGCAGGAAUUCUGUGACGUCUCCUCCUUCAGCGAUGUCAUUGGCUUUGACGUGAACACCCACAUUCACUACUUUGCUCACUUGUGGGAAGGAAACCCCCCUAUGGCACCACCCAACCCCACCUACAGCCAGAAUGUCCAGCAACUCAAGAGCAAAAUCUUCCAGGCUACCCAAAAGGAGUCAAAGCGCAGCAUUUUGAGGCUGUCGAGCCUGAAAGAUCGUGUUGGCGACCUCUGGAAUGCUUUGCUGAAUGAAAACUUUGUUUUCAGCUUCAAGAAUUCCCUGGAGAUUGCUGCCUACAGGAAACUGGAAAGUGCCUUUAGUCAGUGGACCUGGAGGCUGAGGAGUCACAUCUUAGACAUUCAGAGGAGACUUGACAACAAAAUUCGGAAUGGGGACUUGCAGACCGUCCCCCGAGAAGAGCUUGAAGGGCUGGUGCAAGAGACAAGUGAUGCCAUUGAGAAAGAAGUGGAAAAGUAUUUCAGGGAAGACAAAGACUGUGAGACAUUGGUGCAGUGGAAAUUAAGCACAGAGCUGAAGCUGAAAGAACUAAAAGAGACUCUUCUUCUUGAAACAAAAAAGAAAUGUGAGAAUCUGAUUGAGCUACAGAAGGAGCAGAGGAAACUGGAUGCAAGGAAGUUGGAAUAUGAAGAUGAGCUCCUGAGAAGGAGUAGGGAGGUGGCUGUGACUCUGAAAGGGAAGAGCCUCAGUGAGGGAGAACUGGAGGACAACUUUACUCUUGUCUGGAACCAGUGGAUUGCCGAAGUCUCCCGUGAUGCUCGUCCACCAGAACAGGUGGAUAUCGAUACAGAAAUUGAAGAUGUCCUUCUAGAGCACUUUAAGGAGCCAGGUUUCCAUGAACGGAUCAGGUCAUUUCCCAAAGAGAGAGGAUUUUCUUUUGACAAAGAGAAACACAUCACAAAGAAAAAGUAUUUUGGCUUAAUCUCAGAUCCCAGGAGCAUUGCCAAUGAUGGUGUGAGCAAGUUGCAGGACAUCACAGAAAACAUCAUAGCGACUGUGAGGGCAAACAUUGAUAAAAAAGAACAGGAGAAACGCGAUUACAGUCGAAGUUUUAUUCAUGAAAUACUCAAUGAAGUAAGAAAAGGUGUGAACUCUGUCCCCAGCAAUGCAAAAUGUACUUUUAACAGGGAGUACAGCACAGAUUUGUCUCUGUAUCUGUGCAAAAUGGCAGCAGAAAGGUUUAAAGCCAUGCAUGAAGCAUUCCAAAAGGCAAAUGACCCAGUUGUGUACCUGAGGAGCAAGAGAGAAGAUUUCUUCCAAUGUUUCCAGAUUUCUUGCCAAGGAGCCACUUCAAUCACAUCUUUUGCUGGUUUCCUUUGUAACAAGAUUGAACUGGCUCUUCGCCGGGCGAUCUAUGAGAGGACAUCUAAAGACAUUGCUGAGGAUAUGCAGGGCAAAUUCCCAGAUUUCAGAGGCAACAGAGCCAAUCUGGAAGUUUCCAUACUGAGACACCUGGCAGAACAAGAAAAUUUUGAAUAUUUCAAGCAGUAUCUUAAGUUUCCAAAAGAUUUUUUUCAGAAAUACAUUGAGACAAGAGUGAAGAGUUACUGUUUAGAUGACAGCAGGAGGUUGCAGAAAUUUUUAGAGUCCUCCCUUAAUCUUCUCUAUCGAAACAUCCUGUCAGCAGUUUCUUUAUCAACCCAAAUUGUCAAAGACAGAAAAGACAGAGAAGACAAAGUCUCUCUUUGGUUGGAUGAGUUUUGCAGGAAACUGACAGAGGUGAUCAGCUUGCCCAGAAGUGACCUGAAGGGCCUUGAGCACCAGGAGGUCACAGACAUUGAGUUCCUGAGCAGCGUCAUAGCAAAAGCUCUGGAUGAGCUGAGGGACAGGCUCAAGAAAGAAUUUGCUGAUGCUGACCUGAGCUCAUUUUCAAGGCAGCCUCACACCAUCCUGGCAGAGCAUUUUUCAGGGUGCUGGGAACAGUGUCCCUUUUGUGGGGCUGUCUGCACAAACACCAUGCAGGGACAUGAUGGGGACCAUCAGGUGAUUUUCCAUCGCCCACAAGGUGUGACAGGAUGGAAGUGGUAUGGGACAGACCAGCUGAGCACUGGUAUUUGUUCCAGCCGUGUUGCAAGUGACUGCACUUUCACUUUUGAUGGUAGCCAAUGGUUCCCCUACAAGACGUACCGUAAUGCUGGACCUCCUCUUUCCACUUGGAAAAUUCUUCCUGAUUCCUCCACGCAGGCGUACUGGAAAUGGUUUGUGUCUCAUUUCAGGACACAGCUGGAAGCUUUGUACAACAAGAAAUUUCAGGGAAGAGGAGAAAUCCCUGAGGCGUGGCAGAGAAUUACCAAGCAGGAAGCACUGUCCGAGCUGGACAAGCGUUAGGCCGCAUCCAUGGGAAGGAAGAACCACAAAAGCUUUGCAGUUUAGAAGAACUUUUUUUAAGACUCUCCACAAAAUGCAGUUCCAAUGAUGAUACUCUCAAGCCCAAUGAUGACAAUGGUAUCCAAUUGCUCCCAAAUUUGGUGAAAUCAGGCACAUUACUUCAGCCAUCCCUCAGCAACUUCCUCACUUCAUGACAAAGCCAGAAUCCUCUUGCCUUCUUGCUAUAAACAUUUCACUCUGCUUUGUCCUAGACCCAAACCAAACCCCCUCCUUGGAGUGAUCAGCCUUGUGGCCAAGCCUGAGCCCAAGGGCCAGGGAAAGAGCAAAGACAGCACUCCAAGCACCCCUUGCAUCAGCUGCUGUGAGACAAGAAGGGACAGUGCCCCAAAGACAGUUUAUCCUGCAGCAAGGAGGUGUCCUGCUCAGAGAAAGGGCUGUGGGACCUGAGGCCAGCUCCAUGCUGGCUGCAAGCUGUUCUGCUUGGCUUUUGGGUGUCAUCGUUCCCUCCCUGAUUGCAGCCUCCUGGAUCAGGUGGGGCUGUUCUCCCAGCAGGAGCUGUUGUGCCUCUGGGCUCAGGAAAGCAGUGACACAACCACCCCAGGGCUCAGGCACUGCUUUCACUCCCUGUCUCUCAGGUGCUGUGUCUCUGUCCAGGGCAGCUGCUCCUGCUCAGGUGCCUGGGGCUGCUGCCCUUCCCUCCAGCCCUCAGCCCCAGCAGAAGCUGCUCCUGCCUUGGCCUCACUGCUGAGUAAAAGCCUUUGGAAUGCCCCAUGUGGAGAAUCCUGUCUGCCAGCACCUUCUGCAGCAGCUAAUAAAAUUGAUUUGGACCUCACUGCUCUGUGUCUCCUUUGUGUUCAGGGGAGCCACAGCUGGGGGUGACUCAAGCUCUGUGUGCUGCAGACAGGCAGGGGACAGGGGGUGGCUCUGGGGCAGGGGCUGUGGCAGCAGAGGCUCUGCUGCAUUCAGGGUCUCUGCUCCAGGAGCAGCUUCACUGUCUGCAGGGACAGCAGAGAGGGCAGGAAGCCCCAAACCACAACAUCCAGGGAAACCAAUGUCAGUGCCAGGUGCCAAAGGAGGCAGCACUGGGAACCAAGGCUGGCCUGUCACACACACAGAGGGCUGAGAAGGUUGAUCUCAGGGAGGUUCUGUGCUCUGCUCAGCUGGGAACGUGUGGGAGAAAAGGGGAUUGGGCCCAAACUCUGCCCAGCCCAGCCCUGGCCAAGCAGACCCAGAGCCAGUGACAGGAGCCAGAGCUGGGCUGUGUGAGCGUGUGCUGCAAGGGGUGAGUGCCAGGGACUGGGGACAGCUGGGCUGGGAGGGCAUUUGUGCUGGCUCCUGGAGACAGACUGGGAGUGGAGGUGCCCCUGGCCAUGGUGUCACUUCCUGGGCUGCAUGGGGAAUGUCCCAGUGGAGCUCCUGGAGUGAGUGGGGGAGAUCCAGUGCCACAAAUGGGUGCAGUGGAGAGGACCCAGUGCAGCAAGGGUGGGUGGUCUCAGGCCUGGGCUGGGGUAUCAGGAGGGUGCAGGGUCCCUCACCUGCUACACUCACCUGUGCCACCUGUCCCAGCUCCCUCUGCAGUAUGGCCAGACUGUUCCCUGCACCUUUCCCUGUCUCUGCCAGGACCCCUUGGCCAAAGUCUCCCUCAGUGGGAUUGUCUGGAACCUCCUUCCUUGCAGGCCCUGCUGUAGGGAGAAGCACAAACAGCUUGAAGGUCUUUCCCAACCUCAACAGUUCGUGGAUGCGGUGCCUUCCAGUGUCACUGGGAUGCAGCAGCUCUCCCAGGCUGCAGCAAUCGGGACUAAGGGUGGAGUGACCCUGUGUAACACCCCAGAACAUUUACAUAUAAGGGGCUAAACUGAGCUUUCUUUACUCGGGGUUGGCAUGAGAAAUACUGAGCAGGCAUUCUCAAGAUUUCAAAAUUACACAGCACUUUGGUGGCUAAAGAUAGAAAACGAAGGACUUUGAUCAACUUGUUCCAGUCUCUGACACUCUGCAGGGGUCCCGAGGAGCGCUGCUGGUGUUGGGGUGUGACUGUAAAGCACAG